Caenorhabditis briggsae is the source of this 972-nucleotide messenger RNA. The coding region runs from base 1 to 972 and encodes 323 amino acids. The transcript has 6 exons. Lineage: Eukaryota; Metazoa; Nematoda; Chromadorea; Rhabditida; Rhabditidae. The record is from RefSeq and is a predicted model, not a curated record.
AUGAUGAUGCUACCAGAUGAAGACGACCUUGAUUCCUAUUUUUCUAUGGAUGCUCAUGCAAUGGGAAAACUUUUCUUCACAUUGUCAAUUUGUCUUACUCUGGCUGGUCUUUAUUUUGCUGCUCAUCCUCAUUAUCUAGACGAGUCAUGGAAUUCUAAUAGAACCAACUACGUCAUUAAAAAUUAUAAGGUUCAUCCAAAUGGUUCGUAUUAUUAUGAGUUUCCGGAAAAUGAUGGUACAAUUUCCACGGGUACGCUUGGUGAAUGGUUUGAACGUCUUCUGAAAGGAGAAUACCGAUAUCAUUACGGUAAUGCAUUUUGGAAUUACUGUAGGCCUCGUGAUCCUCCAAAUGUUGAAUGGAUGACAUCAAUUGUACGAUCAAUGAAUCACCUGGUCACUGUGCAGGUUUUCUUCCGGAGUGCUGUUCUCCUCACGAUGACGCACUCUCUGUUUCAAUGCAUGUUGAUUAAUUUUGUCUCGACAACGAAUCACUCCCCAAAACUAGAGAGAAUAAUUGGAUUUCCACUUGUCACAGUGGAAAUCGUUCAUAAUCUUUGUCUGUUUACAAUCAGCUGUCUACAGUACGAACAGGAUUCGAAUCUGAUUCAAUACUCUCGAGUUGCCAUGAUUCUAUUGACGAUUUCAACUGUUCUGAAAUUGAUUUUUGUUGCAAUAAUCCAAACAAAUAGAUUGCUACAAGCUGUGUGUGUCCUGAUUGCUUCUGCUGUAAUUUUAUCGCAUAAUACAGCAUUGGAAGAUUUCGAUAACUUCCUUAUAGAUACUAAUUGCGAUUCUAUGGCUACUCCGUAUGUUGCUAUUUCUCAGUUGAUCUAUUUUCUGGCCUUCUUCGUAACUGGUUAUCUUCAAUAUCAAUGCCUGGCUGGAAUCAGAGUUGUCACUUGCUCAACUCCAGAAGAGAUAGAACAUAGAAAACGAUUUUGUGAAGAACCUAUUGAUCUCAACUCCACAUGA